Molecule: messenger RNA, 147 nt
Organism: Rotaria sp. Silwood1
Lineage: Eukaryota; Metazoa; Rotifera; Eurotatoria; Philodinida; Philodinidae
Source: the annotation of a GenBank genome assembly
AUGCCACGCUCUCCACUAGCUACAUGCCAUGGAAGUGAAUCAGCACUUAAACCUAGAAGUGUCACAACUGUUCUCGAGGAACUCAAUGGAGCACCGAGUGUAAUUUCGGUAGUAUUCUUUGGCCAUAUAAGAAGAAAAGCAUAGACG